Messenger RNA from Racocetra persica, 123 nucleotides. Lineage: Eukaryota; Fungi; Glomeromycota; Glomeromycetes; Diversisporales; Gigasporaceae. The record is from the annotation of a GenBank genome assembly.
CAACAAAUGACCAAAACCACAAUACACCAACAAAAUUACAAAACUAUACCAAUACAGAAUAAUGAUGAAAUUAUAAAACUACCAAAUUCACCACUAGCAACAAGAAGCAAACAGCAACAAUAG